Messenger RNA from Asparagus officinalis (garden asparagus), 2989 nucleotides. RefSeq names its product probable inactive leucine-rich repeat receptor-like protein kinase At3g03770. The transcript is spliced from 8 exons. Gene Ontology annotation, molecular function: protein kinase activity; ATP binding; protein binding. The record is from RefSeq and is a predicted model, not a curated record. NCBI's taxonomy places the organism in Eukaryota, Viridiplantae, Streptophyta, Magnoliopsida, Asparagales, Asparagaceae. Gene Ontology annotation, biological process: protein phosphorylation. Gene Ontology annotation, cellular component: membrane. The coding region runs from base 413 to 2767 and encodes 784 amino acids.
AAAUCAAAAACCCUAGUUUAUUUUUUUAAAAGAUUCCAAAUAAACCCACGAGAGAUUUCAUCUUGUGUUGUCUGCGUGCGACGUAAAGUUUUCGUUUAUUUGUCUCCUUCCCCCGUUUCCAGCUCGAUUGCUGUUGAUAUCUUGUCCAUUUGUUUCGUCUACAGAACCCGUGAACUGAGAGAGAAAGAAGAAACAAAACCCUAACCUUUUAGGGUUCUUUUUUUUUUCUCUUCUUCUUUUUUGGAUGAAGAGAAUGGGGAGAUGCAAAAAGCAACUCACUUGGGUUUGUUAGUGUAGCUGCAUUUCUCAAAGGCUUGGUAUUUGGCUGAAAUUCUUGAAAAAGAAUUCAUUUUGGCGCAAUAUUGUUAAUAGAAGAGAGUCAGAGAUUGCUAAAGAGAAAUUGCCUGCAAACAUGAGGAGCCCCUGUUCUUGUUUCCUAAUCUUAUGCUUACUAAUGAUUUUAGCCCCAUAUACAACCCAACUUCAAUCCUCACAAGCUUGGUCCCUACUCAGAAUACAGCGCUUGUUAAACUACCCAUCGUUUCUAAGCAGUUGGAAUAAGUCCCCAGACUUCUGCAUCUCUGAGCCCAAUCCAUUUGUAACUAUAGUUUGCUAUGACGAUAGCAUCACCCAACUUCAAAUUUCAGGGAACUCCACUCCGCCGCCACUUCCGCAGAGUUUCUCCAUCGACUCCUUCUUCACUACCCUCACAAGACUUCCGAACUUGAAAGUCCUCUCCUUGACAAAUCUCGGAUUGUGGGGGGCCUUACCGAGCAAAAUAUCGCGGUUAUCUUCCUUAGAAAUUGUUAACAUGAGCUCCAAUUUCUUGUAUGGACCAAUUCCUCAUGAAGUUUCCAACUUGAAGAGCCUCCAGACUCUGAUUCUUGAUCAUAACAUGUUUGCUGGUAGGGUUCCUGAUUGGUUGGGUGGUCUUUCGCUUCUAGCGGUUGUUAGCAUGAAGAACAAUACGCUUAAUGGGUCGUUGCCAGAUUCACUUAAGAAUUUGGAGUCACUCAGAGUUCUUGAUCUCUCACUGAAUAAUUUCUCUGGGCCUUUACCGGAUCUCAGUGGGCUGACGAAUCUUCAAGUUCUUGAUUUGGAGGGAAAUUAUUUGGGGCCUCAGUUUCCGAUGUUGGGGAAAAAAGUGGUGAUUCUUGAUUUGAGAAGGAAUAGAUUUACUGGUGGGCUUCCUUCAGAUUUGAGCUCCUAUUAUCAUCUCAAGAAGUUCGAUGUUUCUUUGAAUAGUUUCGUAGGGCCUUUUAUGCCCGCUUUGUUAUCUCUUCCAUUGAUUCGGUAUUUAGACAUUGCCGGAAAUAGAUUUACAGGGAUGCUAUUUCAAAAUAUGUCGUGUAAUGAGCAGCUUGAGUAUGUGGAUUUGUCAGCAAAUCUUUUGACUGGAAACUUGCCAACAUGUUUGAUUUCAGAUCCUAAGAGUAAAGUUGUUUCAUAUUCUGCAAAUUGUUUAGCUUCGAACGAUCGAAGUCAGCAUCCAAACUCAUUCUGUCAGACCCAAGCUUUGGCUGUGGGGAUUUUGCCUGACAAACAAAAGAAGGCUUCAUCUCAUAAGGUGAUUAUUGCGAUUAGUGUAGUGGCAGCGGUUGUUGUGGCCUCUUCGCUUGUGGCUUUAUUGUUCUUUUUCGUGUUUAGAAGGUCGAGCGCUAGGAGGGCAGCAACAACAAAACCUCCAAGGAGAUUGAUUGAGCAUGCAUCUAAUGGAUACCCUUCGAAGAUGUUGGCUGAUGCAAGAUACAUAUCACAAACAAUGAAGCUAGGAGCACUUGGUGUUCCUUCAUACAGGUCAUUUUCUUUGGAGGAGCUCGAAGCAGCGACAAACAAUUUCAAUUCAUCAACUUUCAUGGGUGAAGGAUCUCAUGGUCAGAUGUACAGAGGAAGGCUUAAAGAUGGUUCUCUGGUUGCAAUAAGAUGCCUGAAACUAAAAAAGAGCCACAGUUCCCAAAACUUCAAUCGCCACAUUGAAUUGAUCUCAAAGCUUAGAUAUCGGCAUUUAGUCAGUGCUCUUGGCCACUGCUUUGAGUACUACCUUGAUGAUUCAACCGUUAGCAGAUUAUUUCUCAUCUUCGAAUAUGUGUCAAACGGGACACUAAGAAGCAAUAUUUCAGAGGAAGGAGGAGGACAAAAGCUCACAUGGACACAGAGAAUAGCUGCUGCCAUUGGAGUGGCAAAGGGCGUCCAGUUUUUGCAUGCUGGAAUUAUACCUGGUUUAUUUGCAAAUGAUCUGAAAACAACAAAUAUACUCCUUGAUCAGAAUCUGGUUGCAAAAAUCAGCAGCUAUAAUUUGCCUGUGCUAGCAGAGAAUAUGAAAAAUGAGGUGAUAGGUGGAAGUUCUUCAAAUGGUUCGAAGAUGUCCAAUGAGAGGUGUGUUGUGAAUGUCAGGAUAAAACAUGGGGAUAAAGUUGACAUCUAUGACUUUGGUGUCAUAUUAUUGGAAAUGAUAUCUGGGAGAUCAAUAUCAUCUCAAGCUGAUGUUGAAACGGUAAAAGAUCAGCUACAAGCAAGCACCACAUUCGAUGGUAGUGCUAGCAAGAAAAACAUAGUAGAUCCAGUAGUCCGACGGGGUUGCUGUCAUGAGUCACUGAAGACCGUUAUUGAAAUUUGUUUCCGUUGCUUAUCCAAGCAGCCGAUCAAUAGACCUUCAGUCGAAGAUGUGCUGUGGAACUUGCAGUUCGCUGCUCAGGUACAAGAGGCAUGGAGAGGAGAUAAUCAUAGCAGUGAAGGCUCGUCAGUGGCCCCUUCUCCUAUCAACUAGAAUGCAUAAAUGAUUAUGACGAGAUAUGUCAUUCGGCUCCGAAUCUUUGAAUGUCUGUGCAUCCUCAAGAUGUUGCGGUUUCUUGAUUUGUCGGGACUGAACUCGGAUUUGUAAUGUAAUUAUGUAAAAAUGGCCUUGUAAAACUAGUGCAAGUCAUAAAUGUAAGCUUCUUUUGAAUCUUUAAUUCUAUUGCCUUUGUUAGUGGAUUUAAAGCUUGCAAUA